ACGAAAAUAUCAACAAAUCAAACCAAUGAAAUAGUUGUGAAAUUUUGAUAUUAACUUAAUGUUAAGGUUUGUUUAAGUUAAGGUUUUGAAAAUAGAGUGAACAGUUUUUUAAACAUUUUAUAACGCUUAUCAAACGUAAUUUAAUUGUUAUUGAGACUACAUGUUUCGUGUUGUAACGUUUAUCUGAUUGUCUAUUUUAACUUUAAUUUGCUCACAUACCAGUUAAGUAACAGGUUUACAUCAAAAUAUUCUAAAAAAAUGACUACUACGACUGGAGGUGCACGAAAUUUUAAAGUAGUUCUUUUGGGUGACGGAUGUGUCGGAAAAACUUCAUUAUUAUUGCGUUACAUUGAAGAUAAAUUUAACGAAAAGCAUCUGACUACGCUUCAGGCCACAUUCUUAAAUAAAAGGUUGAAUAUUAAUGGAAAUCGUGUCAAUCUUUCCAUUUGGGAUACAGCUGGCCAGGAGAAGUUUCAUGCUCUGGGACCAAUAUACUACAGAAACUCUAAUGGUGCGAUUCUGGUUUACGAUAUUACUGAUGAAGAUUCAUUUAGAAAGGUAAAAAAUUGGGUGAAAGAAUUGAAGAAAAUGUUGGGAUCAGAUAUUAAUCUGGUAAUUGCAGGAAAUAAAAUAGACCUUGAACAUGAACGCACUGUUUCACUAGAAGAAGCAGAAAGCUAUGCAAAAUUAGUAGGAGCUAAACAUUAUUACACUUCAGCAAAAUUAAACCAGGGUGUUGAAGAAUUGUUUCUUGACUUGACUAGAGAAAUGUUGGAAAGACAAGAACACAAUACACAGACUGAAGUAAACAGAACAUCACAAGUUGUAGUAGUCGAUGAUGAGGUACCUGUGCAAUCAACCUGCUGUUCAGGACACAGGAGUUCCUAAAUUAAUAGAUUUUUUUGUAUUCAUAGUUUUCAUAUUUUAAACUAUAAAAAUGAAAAUAAUUUACAAUGUAUAUUAUGGUGGCUAUAC
Bombyx mandarina (wild silkworm) is the source of this 975-nucleotide messenger RNA. RefSeq names its product ras-related protein Rab-21. NCBI's taxonomy places the organism in Eukaryota, Metazoa, Arthropoda, Insecta, Lepidoptera, Bombycidae. The record is from RefSeq and is a predicted model, not a curated record. Gene Ontology annotation, molecular function: GTP binding; GTPase activity. Gene Ontology annotation, biological process: Rab protein signal transduction.